Molecule: messenger RNA, 981 nt
Organism: Branchiostoma floridae (Florida lancelet)
Lineage: Eukaryota; Metazoa; Chordata; Leptocardii; Amphioxiformes; Branchiostomatidae
Exons: 2
Coding region: 1-981 (326 amino acids)
Source: RefSeq, a predicted model, not a curated record
AUGCCAGGUGACCAACAAGAAGCCGUGACGCUGCCCUGGUCGUGGUGGGUGCGUCUCAAGAUCAGCGACUUCCUCGUCAUCGCUGUCGUCAUCACUCCUGCCGUCAACCUGUUCUGGCGUGGCACGUGGAACGUGCUGGAAGAGUCCCUACCAGGAGACGCUGGCAGCCGCGCUUGGUUGUCUCUCGCGAUCGGCAGCCCGGCCCUUCUUCUAGCCGGGCUGCUACAACACCCCUUCCGCCGGCUGGGGGUACGGGUACAGGGGAAGAGCAUGCUUGGGUACCAUGUUCUCGGCAUGCUGUAUUCGUACGUUAUCGCGUUUGCCUCUGUGUCACAGUGGCGGGGGUUCUGGAACCUUCCAGACUACUACAUACCACAAAUGGCUACCCCCUCCGGGUACGGACUUAGGACCAUUCUAGGCUUCGUUGCCAUGGUAAUUUUGCGAACCGUUCUUCUAGGAGGAGGAUGUCCGCGGUCGGUUUCUGUCGACUUCGAUCCCGAUCCGUCCGAGUCGAUCUCCGAUUUCACACGAACAAAGCCGAACGCUUUUCGUGGCGGUUCGUCCUGGACGUCAGGUUACGGGGUUUACGUGCUCGCGACGUUCGCACAAUAUCCUGUGAGCGCGCUCUCAAAACAUCUCCAAGGUACCGACAAAGAGUUCUGGAAAAGGCUGGCGCUCGAGGACGUCUAUCUGUUAAUAGUAAACAGCGGCGUGGUCAACAUUUGGAGAGGAGUAUGGAGCGUGUACGACUGUUACAUCCUCCCUGAGCAGCCUAAACUCAGCGCCUGGCUGACUCACGGGGGCGGAGCGGCGGUCUGCUUCCUGGUGUUUGCAGGGAGGAGUCUUUCCAACGGCGGGGGAAUCGGCGUGUCUAUAGACGGGGAAGCAGACGACGGGACGGCCGUCCUGAACGGCAGUUACCUGCAGGCUGGCCCGAACGAGACCGCCAGGCGCGUUGACUUAGAUGUCUCUACAAAUUAA